GACUCAGAGAAUGAUAGGCUUGCGAGGGCUCAAUCUCUGCCGGACGUCUUCGUUCUUACAUGCAUGUCGUGGUACAGAGAUAGGUCCAAUAUCUGGCCACUCACUGCGCGACCCUUUUUAUUAAUUAUUCACCGACCCGGGACAAACGCAACGCUAUGCAGGCGUAUGCAGCUAUCAUAGGCCGCGUCGUGGAUACGGUCCACCGCCGGUCAGCGUCGUAGUCGUGCAGAUCGUCAAAUUAUGUGCCGUGCUGACGUCUGGUGUGAAAAGCAAUAAGAAACCCCAUCGGGCCAUCUACCAUGAUCCUCACGCAUGAUCACGUCCCUGAGCAGCCGUCAUGUUCGCCAGACUCAUCCCCCUCGUCGCCCUGCUCGUUGUAGGCGUCGCGUACCUGUUAUCAGCCCAGCACGAUGAGCCACGCCCGCCCUACAUCCAGGGCAGCAACAGGACGGCUCUCUUCCUCGCCAACGAGGAACAUGGACUCGCCAACGUCUUCAUCGCCACGGCCUUUGCCAUGCUCGAGAACCACCCAGACAUCCAAGUCCACUACGCCUCCUGGGACAGCGCGCGGCAACGGGUGCACCGCGCAGCGUCCUUUGCUCGCGAGACCAACCCGGACAUCGUCUUCCACACGCUCACGUCCAUGAACUACCGCGAGGCCGUCGAGGCGCAGGGCAAGAACUUUACCAACGUCAUCCACGCGCCCGCCAGCGCCGGCAUCGCCCACAUCAGCAAAGACAUUCAGACCUACCUCUGCCCCUGGGAGCCCGCGCAGCAUCUCCAGCUGUACGACGAGGUCGGCGCCCUCAUCGACGACGUGGACCCAGCCGUCGUCGUCGUCGACAGCAUCUUCCGGCCCGCCAUUGACGCCACGCGCGACAAGCAUCGCCAGCACGCCAUCCUGACGCCCAACACGCACGUCGACAACUUCCCGGCCAUCCAGCCGUACGGGGGCAUGUUCUGGAAGUACCCAGCCAUGUCGUCCGGGUUCUCAUUCCCCAUCCCCUGGCACCAGAUCCCCGAGAACAUCUACCUCAACGCCCGCUUCAUCUACAGCAUCAUGGCCGGCUCGUCCAUCCGACGCAAGCAAGCCGUGCUCCGUCAGCACGGCCUCAAGGACCCCAUUGACUUUAUGCACCUACACCGCCCCGACGUUCCCUGGAUCACCAUGCACACCGAGGACGCGGCCAUCCCCGUCGACGUCGUCCCUGCGAACGUCACCUCCGCCGGACCCAUCCUCGUGCACUCAGCGCCCGCAGAGCAGCAGGACCCGGAGCUCGUGGCCUGGAUGAAGAGGGCGCCGACGGUGUUGAUCAACCUCGGCAGCUCUGUUGUAUACGACGACCAACGUGCGCGCGCCUUUGCGGAGGCCAUUGCCAACGUCCUCGCACGCUCCGACGUCCAGGUCCUCUGGAAGUUUAGGACCUGGGGUGUCAUGUCCGAUGACUACCUCGACGCGCUGAAACCUUAUGUGGGCGAUCGGGUACGCCUGCCCACCUGGCUGGCCGCGGAUCCGUAUGCGCUGCUCGAGUCUGGACAUGUCUCUGUGUUUGUGCACCACGGCGGAUCGGGCUGCUAUCACGAGGGUAUCUCUUCCGGCGUCCCACAGCUUGUCCUGCCCCUCUGGGCUGAUCUGUACAGCUUCGCUGCUCUGGCGGAGACGCUUGGCGUAGGAAGCUGGGGCUGCCGACAGACGAGUCCCGAGUGGACGUCAGAAUGUCUGAGCGAGAGCCUGCUCAAGGUCAUUGGGGAUGACAACAUGCGUGAGAAGGCGUCCGCGCUGGGCGAAAAGGUCAGGGCACGGGGCAAGGGGCGGGAUAUAGCUGCAAAGGAGAUUGCCAAGCUGGCGUAUGUAAAGUGAUGGGGACAGCUUUGUCUUCACUCACAUAAUGAUAGCGCAGUUUGUUGAUCAACAGCUAUGUCUCUGCAUGAGGGGGUGUUGUGCCUGAAUUCGACCAAUUUGGCAUCUUCAGUAGCUCCAAUCACCCGUACAAGACGGAUCGUCACCGUCAAAGACGUGUCAGACAAGAAGGCCCUUCAUUAAUCGCAGACUCACCGCAGAAGUUCCCGAGACCAACCGCCGUUGUGCCCAGCCGCUAGGCAAGCCAUACGACCUCUUGGCCAACAAGGCUGUCGCUUGUCGGAGAUUAAGCUUCACAGACACACACACCCCAACCAAUCAACAUAAACGCC
Molecule: messenger RNA, 2193 nt
Organism: Emericellopsis atlantica
Lineage: Eukaryota; Fungi; Ascomycota; Sordariomycetes; Hypocreales; Bionectriaceae
Exons: 3
Coding region: 338-1861 (507 amino acids)
Molecular function (GO): UDP-glycosyltransferase activity
Source: RefSeq, a predicted model, not a curated record